UCUAACUGAUUUAACGAAAGCCGCUUUCUCAAAGUUUUGACGAAACCCGCCUUCUAAUUGAUUUGACGAAACCAAGGACGAACCCGCCUUCUCACAGCCUUGACGAAAACCGCUUUCUCAUUUAUUUGACGAAAAUGGCCUUGGCGAAACCGCCUUCUGAAAAUAUUGACGAAACCGCCAUCUCAUUGAUUUGACAAAAACCGUCUUCUCACAGUUUUACGAAAACCGCCUUCUAAUUGGUUUGACGAAAGUCGCCUUGGCGAAAUCGCCUUCUGAAAAUAUUGACGAAACCGCCUGUUGCCGACUCUGGCAGCACGGAAAUUUCGAAUACUGAAUCGACCUUCGAUACCCCCCGAUCGGACUCUAUGCGUACAAAUUGACAGCGACAAGGCGUAAGACCCGAAGCGUAACGAAUGUCAGGAUGACGGAUAGAAUAGGUAGAUGUGAUGUGAACUUGCAAGUCAUGUAUGAAGCAGUAGUCGUUUUGAUCCAAAUUUAUUACUUUGAGUUAAAGUUGAAUUCGUAGAUUAUAUUUAGUUAAUUUAACGAGAUUGCUCAGUUUGUUGCACUGUUACCGCGAUCUGAUUGUUUCGGAUAUUGCUAGGAUUGUGUCUGCGUGUGAUCUCUAAAUUUUCUUUGUAAGUUUAUGAGCAUUUAUUGGGGUCCAAAAUUAAGAAUAAUGAAUUAUUAUUCUAUAUAGGCACACAUUUAGUCCUGUGGACGAUAAAUUGGAUUAUUAGAUUGUUGGGAUAGAGCUAACUGAGGAUACCACUUUAUAAGUAAUUAUGCAUUUCUUAUACUCAGGCCAUUUUUACAUAAUAAAUCUUACUCCCAGCUUAAGAACUCGGCACCACAACAUCAACCGUGCGAUUCUAAUAGAAGGUCCGAAAUUCUUCACAACAAAGCUUAAGAAAGUGCUUCGAAUAGUGAAGGUAAGGAUGCCUGAAACGGAUCGGUUCGACUGCAAGCUCUGCCAGAGGUCGAAUAACGUGGACGACAUGGUCUUCUGCGCAGUGUGCCAAGAAUGGUAUCACUACCAAUGCGUGGGAGUGACGUCAGCGAUAGCUAACGAAAGCUGGAUGUGCGCACGGUGUGCGGCUUUGCCGUCAUCGACUCGGAUCGGCGAGCUGUCUGGCGAGUGAUCUUGUAUUCCCAGCUACUAACGUCAACGUUUCCUCCACUAUGACUACCGAUCCACCGUUAGCCGCAGCACCGAACUCCUCAGUUGUAACGAUCGCAACCAAUUCUGGGUGUACGCUAGCUGGAACAGCCGCAUUUUCAACGACAUCGUCGACUGUGCCUCCUGGAUUGGUGCCGCCCGCUGUGGCUGGGCCCUCCAGUCGGGUUCCGGCAACGAUGAUUUCAACUACUACGACUAAUUACGGCCAACCUUUGCUGACAGAGCAGGCAAGAGCGAGUCUGCAAUGGGUGCAGGAACAUCGAGCAUUCCUCGAGCAGCAGUUGGAAGAGAGCCACAAGAAGGAACUGGAGAGGAAGAAGGCAAUGCUCAGUCAACUAGCGAAUAAUGCCCUGCAAGGUGUCAUCAGUGGGGCGGCAUCGAACAGCUUCAAUGAACAGUCCGCCGCGGUCGGGGUCGGCAAUGUCGGAGGCUGGCUGGGACGGAUGAUCGACGAGAUGGACAAUCUGUCAAUCACACCAGUGAGCACGGGGCCACAGGUGACAACACCGGUCACACCCGUAUUCCACAACAGCUCCACACCAACGACGGCGGGUUCUGCAAAUCAGUAUGUAUUCGAUCCGUCUUUCUCAUCCCUGAUGUUUGGGGUCCCUAGUACCAUGUCGAGAGUUUCCAUAGGCCCGGUUUCUGCAGGUCAGUGUUCUACAACGCCAUCUAUUCCUUUGUACGGAUAUUCGCCACCUGGGGGGGAUCACUCUCGACAAAUCAGUGUGUUUCCUAUUAGCACUCAGGUUUCCUCGAUGGAUUUGAGGAAUGCGAACAUGACAAACGUGGUAACGGCCUGUCCGACGAUUCCAACAGUAUCGAUUCCGCAGCCAUCGGUUUAUGGGGGGUUUUCAGUGAACGCAAGUGCACCUAGAUUGAACCAAAAUCCCAUUGUAUCGCAAGCUCCCGUGGGUGGGUAUUAUCCAGCGAGUUCAGCUCUUCCGUCAAGCUUCCCGUGCCCGGUGGGUCCAACGCAGCAACAACUGUUGGCGAGGCAAGUCAUGCCGAGAGAUCUUCCGCCGUUUCGAGGGGAUCCUGAGGAUUGGCCGCUGUUUUUCAGUGCGUACACCAAUUCGACGGCCGCCUGUGGGUAUUCCAAUGUGGAAAAUUUAGCUCGGCUACAACGUGCGCUACAGGGCAAAGCGUUCGAGGCGGUGAAGAGCCGCUUACUCCUUCCGGCGUGUGUCCCUCAUGUCAUGUCCACGUUGUACAUGCUGUACGGUAGACCGGAGCUAAUAAUCCAGACAUUGCUGGACAAAGUUCGUGAGACUCCAGCACCAAGAGCAGACAGGUUGGAAACGUUAAUCAUUUUCGGCAUGGCGGUUCAAAACCUGUGCGACCACAUCGAGGGAACUGGGCAAAUGGCACACAUGUGUAACCCAGUUUUACUGCGAGAAUUGGUGGACAAAAUUCCCGCGCAGCUACGUUUGAACUGGGCGCUCUACAAACAGCAGCUAGCAACGGCCGAUCUACGUACGUUUGCUGGGUUCAUGUCCAUGCUAGUGGCAGCCGCCUCGGACGUCACAGUUACUAUGGAUUCCAAGCAAGCUCGAUCGGGACGAGGAGAGCGUGGCAGAGACAAGAAUUUCCUCAACGCUCACGCGGCCAGUGAACCAACCACAAAGCAACAUUGUCAAGAAAAGGAACCGAGGAAGUCGGAGGUCAAAGAGGUGCUGUGCCUGGCGUGCGACGGUCGUAACCACAAGGUGAAAGAUUGUGCAACAUUCAAAAGGUGGGAUGUGAACAGCCGCUGGAAGACCAUUCAAGAUCAUUCCCUUUGUCGUACGUGUCUAGAGAAACACGGACGGCGUCCUUGCAAGAUACAAACUGUUUGCGGUGUAGAAGGUUGUCAGCAGCGGCACCAUCAGCUGCUACACUCCAGCGCUCAGAAGCAACGUCCAUCGGGCAAGGAAGGUCAGAACACGAUAAAGCAGAGCGAUAAUUCUGGCGGAGGGCUGAAUGCACACCGUGCCACUAAGAAGUCUACACUGUUUCGGAUCGUUCCCGUUAAGCUGUCGUGGAAAGGGAAGUCGGUACAAACUUUUGCGUUUUUGGACGAUGGAUCGGACAUGAUUCUGGUCGAACAAUCGAUUGCAGAACGAUUAGGCAUUGAUGACGGCGAACCAAUUCCCCUUUGCCUAACUUGGACAAGCAACGUGACUCGACAGGAACCGAAGUCCCAACGUAUUCGUCUGGAGAUAUCCGGAGAAGGCAAGAACGAACUAUUUGCGCUGCAUGAUGCAAGAACGGUGUCUAGCCUCAAUCUUCCGAAACAAACGCUGAACUAUGGAGAUUUGGCCCGGAAAUACACGUACCUUCGGGGUCUCCCGGUCACCAGCUAUGAGGCAGCCGUGCCUGGCAUCUUGAUCGGUUCAAACAACGCCAGCUUGACUGCAACGCUGAGUUUGCGCGAGGGUCAACUAGGCGACCCCCUUGCCAGCAAGACUCGGCUCGGCUGGUCGGUCUAUGGUUACACUGCUGAAGGAGAGAAGGCAACCAACUUCACGCUGCACGUGUGCGAGUGCCGACAAGAAUACCAGGUGGAUCAAGAUCUUCACAAUCUCGUCCAGCAGCAUUUCACUGUCGAAAGCGUCGGUGUUUCGGCCGACAAGGGGCCAGAAUCAGAGGAGGACAAGCGUGCCCGACGGAUUCUAGAGGAGACAACAAAACGCGUUUCAAAUAGGUUUGAGACUGGUCUUUUGUGGCGUUAUGACCAUGUGGAGUUUCCAGUUUUCCCAUGGCAAUGA
Aedes albopictus (Asian tiger mosquito) is the source of this 3930-nucleotide messenger RNA. RefSeq lists its product as uncharacterized. NCBI's taxonomy places the organism in Eukaryota, Metazoa, Arthropoda, Insecta, Diptera, Culicidae. The coding region runs from base 1183 to 3930 and encodes 915 amino acids. The transcript has 2 exons. The record is from RefSeq and is a predicted model, not a curated record.